This is a messenger RNA of Carlito syrichta (Philippine tarsier), 2935 nucleotides long. It is a transcript of the gene SLC25A27, whose product is annotated as solute carrier family 25 member 27. NCBI's taxonomy places the organism in Eukaryota, Metazoa, Chordata, Mammalia, Primates, Tarsiidae. The record is from RefSeq and is a predicted model, not a curated record. Gene Ontology annotation, biological process: response to cold. The transcript has 9 exons. Bases 271 to 1242 code for a protein of 323 amino acids.
AAUCAACGAGCGGAACCCGACGGACUACACUUCCCAGAAGCCUCGUGGGCUUCGCUUUGUUUUUCUGCUCUGGGGUGCAGGGGGUUGCCGGACCGCUCCAACCUGCACCUGCCAGGGAGGCUGUAGGUUCGCCCGGCCGAGCCUGCCUAGGGAAAUGGUCCCCGCCCGGUCACUCGCCGGUUGAAGAGGGGCGGCCCUGGCAGGGUACUGGCGGCCGCGGCGCGGUGCUGCGGCGAGAAGGGGUGUGUUGUCGUCCUGUCCUGCUGCUGAAUGUCCGCCCCGGAGGAUGAGGAGAGGCUUUUGCUGCUCACCCAGAGAUGGCCCCGGGCGAGCAAGUUCCUACUGUCCGGCUGCGCGGCGACCGUGGCCGAGCUAGCAACCUUUCCCCUCGAUCUCACAAAAACUCGACUCCAAAUGCAAGGAGAAGCUGCUCUUGCUCGAUUGGGAGACAGUGCAAAAGAAUCUGCCCCCUACAGGGGCAUGGUGCGCACAGCCCUAGGGAUCAUUCAAGAGGAAGGCUUUCUAAAGCUUUGGCAAGGAGUGACACCCGCCAUUUACAGACACGUAGUGUACUCUGGAGGUCGAAUGGUCACAUAUGAACAUCUCCGAGAGGUUGUAUUUGGCAAAAGUGAAGAUAAGCAUUAUCCCCUUUGGAAAUCAGUUAUUGGAGGGAUGAUGGCUGGUGUUAUUGGCCAGUUUUUAGCCAACCCAACUGACCUAGUGAAGGUUCAAAUGCAAAUGGAAGGAAAAAGGAAACUCGAAGGAAAACCGUUGCGAUUUCGUGGUGUUCAUCAUGCAUUUGCAAAAAUCUUGGCUGAAGGAGGAAUACGUGGGCUUUGGGCAGGCUGGAUACCCAAUAUUCAAAGAGCAGCGCUGGUGAAUAUGGGAGAUUUAACCACUUAUGAUACAGUGAAACACUACUUGGUAUUGAAUACACCACUUGAGGAUAAUAUUAUGACGCAUGGUUUAUCAAGUUUAUGUUCAGGACUGGUAGCUUCUAUUCUGGGAACACCUGCUGAUGUCAUUAAAAGCCGCAUAAUGAAUCAACCACGAGAUAAACAAGGAAGGGGACUUCUGUAUAAAUCAUCAACUGACUGUUUGAUUCAAGCUGUUCAAGGUGAAGGAUUCAUGAGUCUGUAUAAAGGCUUUUUACCGUCUUGGCUGAGAAUGACCCCUUGGUCACUGGUGUUCUGGCUUACUUAUGAAAAAAUCAGAGAGAUGAGUGGAGUCAAUCCAUUUUAAGUCCUUAAAGAUGCAAUCUUUAAAGAUACAGUGUUCAGUAUUAUUGAAAUAUGGGCACCUGCAACAUAUACCCCCUAUUAUCUCUACCUCUUUAGGAAGACACCUUAUUCUACAGAGACUGUGAUUUGUAGGGGGCAGCACUUUAUUUUUCUCUGGAAACCCAAGUUCUCUUUGACUCCUCUUUUUGUCCAAAAGUGAUCUGGUCGGAUCUUACAAGGCCAUCCAAUGCGACCCAGCACAGCAUUUUCUAAAGAAGAAUUGAACCCUGACCACUUUCACCUUGGACAAGAAGGUUUGGCCUUUGAGAUGCUAUGCUAUGCUGAAGAGCCUGCUUAGAGGAGAGUGCCGGGGAGGGAGCCAGCAUCUCAGAUCUGAAGUAGCCAAUAGGAAUGUGGAAGAUUAUAUACAUAGCACUUAAAAAAAAUACAUUUAACUUGUUAUGUCAGUAUUUAUUAUUGAAGUUUGAUCAUUUAAUUUUCUGUUAUUGUUAAAGUGUACAUAUUGUAAAUGAAAGGGAAGCGAUGGAAAUUCAUGAAUAAACAUUUUGAGUUUCCCCAGUGUUGAAGGAAGUUGAUGUACCUUUUUUGCCAAGAGGAUUAAAAAAAAAAUCAAGUUGAGAUAUUUGAAUUUCAAGGGAAGAAACUGCCUUCUGUCAGUGCCAUCUCAUUAGAUCUGUGUUAAUUGGUUAGCACUCCACUGCACAUGUUAAUAACUUUCCCUGACAGCUGCAGAUGGAAUCUUGAUGAAAACAGAGCAUUUGCCUUCUUACAUAUUCCACUACAAAUCAGAUGUGUCUCUAGUUCCUAAGAAUCUUAAUGUGUAUGAACUGCAACUUAUUUUUAUUAAAAAUCAGCCUUUAUAUCCUUUUAUAAAGCAUCUUUUGUUACUAUCCAGAUUUCAGUGGUACUUUAAAAGCAAGGCUGCUAUGAAGUGAGCCAACUCUGAAAUGUUUCUUUUCUUAUCUCCCUUCUAACACUGAGGGCUCUAGAGAGACAGAGAGAAUUUAGAAAUCACACUAAAACUGUCAGUGGACUGAGUCUUACUCAGUUUGACAGAGCUUCUUGCCUAAACAGUAUAAACUGUUAUCUUGCCUCAACAGUAUAAAUUCUAAUCUUUGAAUCAAAUCCCUGUUCUUAUUUUAGAAAGGUAAAGUUUCUUUCAGAUUCACCUACAUACCACCUGCUUCUCCAACCUCAGACAGUGGGCAUUCCUGGAUGGAUGGCUGUGGUUAUGGGUAAAGGCUGUAACUGUUAAAAUAGGAAAACACAAAAAGCUUCGGCCUAAGAAAGACCUUGGACUGAACCCAGCUGAAUUUGUUCUGAUGGACGUGGAUGAUGCUGAACAGAAAAAAGUUUACAAGUGCUUUGUGGUUGCACUAAUGUAUAAUCACUGCCAUUUUAAGAAGGAGAAGUACACUUUAAAAUCUAUUUGAAUGUUAUAUACUAAUAUGCAGUAGCUUAUUGUUUUUUCUAGUUGCAGAAUGUGAAAUUUAAUCUCUUCAUAUCUUUAGGUAAUCUACUUUUUCCAUUAUGUUUGUCAAUCUGUAAUUGAGUUGUUAAAUAUAUUUAAUAUCCAUUUGUGCUUAAAUUCCCAAGUGUUCUGUAAUGAAUCACUUUGGGGAAAUUUUGGUUUUUUAUGUUUUGUAAUUUUUAAAACCAAGUAAAGACUGGAUAAAAAUUACACACAAACUGAA